ACUGUUGUGUUUGUCUGCUGUCUGGGUAGUUGGGUUUUUAAAUAAACCCGUGUAUUGUAAUGUAAGUUAUAAAAACCCAAAAAAUCAAUAAACUACAUUACGUAUAGUGCAAUAAAAAAACAGAGUGUUUAUGCCUAACUAGUGAAUUUUAGACAUUUCAAGUAAGCAGCUAUCUUGGGACAGGAUGCAUAGUGGACAUUUUUGAAAAAAAAUUCCCGGUGAUUGAAGAAAAAAAAAUCAAAGCAGUAAAUCAACUGGAAAAAAAAUUUAAUUGUUAAAAAUAACAUAAAAAGGAACAAAAAUGUUGGUCCUUGAGAAAUUAAUGUUUCUUCCAGUUUUUAUUCUCUUCAUCAACCUAUUUGUCUCUGGCUUGAUAAUUAAUGUGAUUCAACUUCUCCUAUGGAUGUGUGUACGACCUGGGAGUCCAUGGUUAUACCAAAAACUCAACUACUAUUUGCUUUACGUUCUGUGGACUCAAAUUGUUUUUAUUGGUGAAUGGUGGUCAUCUUCAACAUGCGCAGUAUUAACAGAUGAUGACACUUGGUCUAAAAUGGGCAAAGAGCAUGCAAUUGUAAUUAUGAAUCAUUCAUUUGAGGUUGAUUGGCUCAUGGGAUGGAUGGUUUGUGAACAAUCUAGGUUGUUAGCGAGCUCAAAAGUCUUCAUUAAAAAAUCUAUUAAAUGGAUCCCUAUCAUUGGUUGGGCAUGGCAGUUUGGUGAAGCAGUCUUCUUAGAGCGAAACUGGGAAAAAGAUAAAGUAAUCAUGGGAAAACAAGUAAAAAAUCUGGGAGACUACGCCGAUCCUGUUUGGCUGCUACUUUUCGCGGAAGGAACCAGAUUCACGCCCGCCAAACAUGCCGCAUCCGUCGAGUUUGCAAACAAGUCAGGUUUACAACCCUUACAGCACCUGCUUUUACCAAGAACGAAAGGUUUUCUUCUGACGGUGGAACAUUUGAGAGGACGUUUUCCUGCCAUAUACUGCGCGACGCUGGCGUUCAAUUGCAAAGAAGGCGCUACACCUACUCUGAAAAAUAUGUUACUUGGACGCCGGGUAAUAGGCGAAAUGUUACUUGAACGGAUUCCGUUAGAAGAAAUCCCGGAAAACCCACAAGAGGCUUCCAAAUGGCUCUAUGACAACUACCAUCACAAGGAUCGAAUGUUGGAUGCGUACAAGAGAGAAGGGACGUUUCCUUCGGCUGAUUCCUUCGGGAAAAAUCAUCACUUUCAAGGACCAAUUCGAAGUCAUUACCGUCCAAGACGACUGUGGUCUGUAUUCAUCAUGUUGGCUACGUCGUACAUCACUCUGCCUCCUGUGCUGUAUGCCCUCUAUGCUCUUUUCUGCUCCGGAAUAGUCAACGUCGUGAUUGCCGUAUCUCUUGUUCUUGCAGUGGGGUAUGCGUUAUACAAAUUGGUAGCGCUUACUCGAGUCAGCAAAGGAUCGUCUUACGGCCGCUCCUCGCCUGAAAAAAAAUUGUCUUAGUCUGGAGACUACGCGUACAGCUUCUCGACGAUAGACGACGCAUUUAGAAUUGUCCCAGGAAUGCUUUUCGAUGCUGCAUUGUGUUGUGCUCCUGUUAGUGAUGCGGAUGCAAACAUGGCCAGCCCAUAUGGCAUGACUACCUCCAUUUUGUUUCAUGCCAUCGUCAGGGUAAAAAACGAUGUAUUAGUAAGGGAAGAUUUCCGGCUUAUAGCUAUUUUUAUUGUUCUUACCUGCAAAGAAUCAUAUAGUGUACAUUUUUAUUUCGUCCUUUUUAUAACGAAAAAGGGGAGGGGUAAAUGCUUACACGAUGAUAAAUCACAGGCGAGUGAGACUCUAAGAAAUAGCUGUAAAAAAGAAAAGCUUCCUGUCAAAGCUAUGGUCAAAGUAACUUAAACUUUUAGACUUAUAUUUUUUUUUAAUUGAUAGAAAUUCCCAGUGCAAAAUCACCCAAUUUUUAGUGGGGAACGCAAGUAAACCAAAGAUAGACAUCCUUUUCAUAUUUCGGUGCAAAUGAGACAUUAAGUUAGUAAUAAUUCGAGAAGUGUUGACAUUAUUGCGUUACUACUCUCGUAGCCGUACAUCAAAAUACUUGUUUUGUAAAUUCGUUAAAUAGUCAGUACCAUUAAAUCAUAUUUUUAUAGUCUUGCCGUCACCCGAUUUAGUUGUAUUCCCAGUCAAUUUUCUUAAUCUUAAGAAAAUUCAUUCGUUCUAUCUAGGUCCCAAUUGAAAAGAUCGCCUUGAUCUCAAGUCCUCCUUCAUUGCAUAGUCAAUAACACUUGGAACAGUCUAGAUAAUUUUUGUGUACCAAAUUUGCUAUUGUUCGACUAUUUCAAACCUGGUUCUUCUUUACACAUUUUUCACCAUAAUUUUAUGCUUCUACACUAGAAUUUUUCUUAUAAAAGCAAAUAAGUACUACAUUAGAAUUUUCUCAUAGCAGCAAAUAAAUAAAGAAUUGCUAUUCUA
Messenger RNA from Daphnia carinata, 2440 nucleotides. RefSeq names its product 1-acyl-sn-glycerol-3-phosphate acyltransferase gamma-like. Lineage: Eukaryota; Metazoa; Arthropoda; Branchiopoda; Diplostraca; Daphniidae. The coding region runs from base 302 to 1477 and encodes 391 amino acids. Gene Ontology annotation, molecular function: 1-acylglycerol-3-phosphate O-acyltransferase activity. Gene Ontology annotation, cellular component: endomembrane system. The record is from RefSeq and is a predicted model, not a curated record. The transcript is spliced from 12 exons.